AUUUCUAAUCAGGUCCAGGUAAAAUGGGAGGUAAAAGGAAACGCUUUAUUAGUUGGGCUAAAGAAGAAAAGCAACUUCUUAAAAAUAUACUACAACCAUAUUUACCAAUAAUUGAGAACAAGGAUUUAAGCUCGAAGCAUAAGGAUAAAAUUAACGCCUGGAACGAUAUAACAAAAAAAUUUAAUCAAGCAAAUCUCAGGUCAAGAAACAAAACACAAUUGGCAAACCACUGGAAGCUCAAUAAAUUUGAUAUGAAAAAAGAAAAGUCGUCUUAUCGGCGUGAAGAAUCAAAAACUGAAGGUGGACCAAAGCCACCAUCACCUCCAGAUACAAUGAAUGUGGCAGAAUGUGUGAUCUUAUCACAAGAUGAAGAAUGCAGUUUUGUUGGAUUUUUUUCUGAUAGUGACGAGGACAUUACAAAUAACAUUGUUUCCGAAGCCAAUGAUAUCCCCAAAGAUAAUGAAGCAAACCAGGACAUUACAAAUAACAUUGUUUCCGAAGCCAAUGAUAUCCCCAAAGAUAAUGAAGCCAACCAGAAUAAUCCUAUAACACCAGUUAAAAGUCCUUUAAGAACUCCAAAAAAGAAAACUCCAACUACGAGGAAAACACUGGACAUUACAAAUAACAUUGUUUCCGAAGCCAAUGAUAUCCCCAAAGAUAAUGAAGCCAACCAGGAUAAUCCUAUAACACCAGUUAAAAGUCCUUUAAGAACUCCAAAAAAGAAAACUCCAACUACGAGGAAAACACUGUUACAGAAAGCCAGUAGUAAUUUUAGUGGAGAAGCCUCAUGUGCAGAUAUGUAUAGGUUUUGGGCUACACAAAAUGAGCGCUCCCAAAAAGAACACGAACUUAAACUUAAGAAUAUGGCCGAAAAGCAUAGCCAACUAAUGAUAAACUUAAAGUUACAAUCCCUAAUGUUCAUGAAGACAUUAGAAAAACUUAAAAAUAAAUAGGUUAAUGGAAUAAAAAUGUU
Molecule: messenger RNA, 973 nt
Organism: Pieris brassicae (large cabbage white)
Lineage: Eukaryota; Metazoa; Arthropoda; Insecta; Lepidoptera; Pieridae
Exons: 9
Coding region: 24-953 (309 amino acids)
Source: RefSeq, a predicted model, not a curated record